Molecule: messenger RNA, 353 nt
Organism: Mycena citricolor
Lineage: Eukaryota; Fungi; Basidiomycota; Agaricomycetes; Agaricales; Mycenaceae
Source: the annotation of a GenBank genome assembly
ACGUGUCAAAAGGGGAGGGAGGGGGCGGCGACAAAUCGCAGACAGCGCGCAGAUGGGCAGAGACGGCGGGAGUCCGCCGAGCAGGGUGAAACGGGAGGAGGGCAGCGAGAAGUCAUGGACGGUGUAUCGAGGUGACGGGGCAGCGGGAAACCGCCGAACAAGGCGAAAGGGCGACAGACAGCGAAAACUCGCUGCGAGGCUGUCACUGUUCCUAGCGGCGAGAAUCCGCCGAGUCCGCCAUUACAAGACGGUGUCGGGCAGCGAGGACCCGCCGAGACCAGCGAAAAUGGCCCAUGGGAGUCAGCGAAAAGUCGCAGUGGCAAGGUCUCAAUAAGGAAGAAUCAGCAGGUUCC